AUAAAUAGCAUACUCAAUGAAGGCGUUUGAUAGUUAGUCGUCCUGCCGUGCCACGAUCGCAACAAGGAGCCUAACCCUUAACAUAAAAACCAUAAGGAAGUUUGCCUAUCUUUCGUGUUCAUUUUGCGUACCGAUUUUGUGGCAGCGGAAAGCGUCGUAUGUCAGAGGCGGGUAUAACUCUCCUAUGGAUCUUUCUGUUUCUGUGGCAAUGGUUUAAAUCAGGAACCCUGCAGUCUGCUCCUGUCCAUGAUGUUCAGCCAUAUCGUCUGGAGUGACAAAUCUUGUACUCUCAAAGAAUUUGUCGACGAAUACCCGCUUCCGCAACUAAUCAAAGUCGAAAGCGGGGUCUACAAUGACGACGAGGCGAGAACGCUAUCAGCAGAGCAGAUUCUCACCCUACAUAUCACCAAACGGAGCGACAAGGUGUUAGUUAGGGCUGCCGAAAACAAACAGUAUUUCCUACCGGUAACAUGUCCACAUAAAGUUGAGAUUCUUCCUAAAUUUUGUCAAGACAAAUAUUACAGUGUGGAAGAUAUUACCAGCUCUUUUACAGCCCCAGAUUUUAAAUUUAUUCGUGUGGUACAUAACGGUCCGCCUUCGCUUCGAAUACGAGCUGGGGACAUAUUAAAACUCAAGAAAACUGAAGAGGAAAAUCGGGUUAAGUAUCUUGAAUGUGAGUUUUAUAAUAAGACUCAAGACUCUGUAAUGCUUCCAUUAGAAUUCAAAGCUGCCUUCGAGCCCUUAGCCAGCCCAGAAGAGUAUCAUUUGCAAGAAGUUCUGAGUUCGUUUACACUUCCUGUUCGCGUGAAGUUUACCUCCAGUGACACUAUAAUACAAGAUGCUGCGAACACUAACAUUGAAUUGCAAUCGCUCGGUUCGGUUCUCUUAAAAGAAAUUCGAGAGGAAAUUACAGUUAUUGCUACAAGUCGUGACGACGAAACUGUCACCGUUUUAAUGAUUCCUUCUGAUUUGGAUGUGAAAGUGAAUCCUGCUCUCGGGGCCGUAAAAGGUGAUUCAACGUACGCAAGAUUCUGUAAAGAAAUCCACGAUGGAACAGAACUUUCCAAAAUCGACCUUUUGAAUAGUUCGAAAUUGCUAGAAUAUUCUGAGGAACCUACCGUUGAUGUUGUCUAUGAUUAUGUUGAGAUAGGUCCACCACUUCCUCCUCGGUCAGACUCCAAACGAAAUGAACCGACAGAUUCCGAUGAAGAUUAUGAAGAUGUAGACCUACCUCCCCCCAGACCACCAAAACCAUCUUCUAAACCAAACCUGAGAUCAGCCCAUCAAAACGAGAAAACCGAUGGUGUUUUCCCUUCCAUGUGCUCCAGAUCUUACAGUUCUGAGAAACCAUUAUCUUUUAAUGAAGAUGGUGACGAUGACAGUGAGGAUGACGAUGGCGAGUAUGAAGAUUUUGACCCGGUCUUUGGGAGCUCAGAUGACGAAGAGGAUGUCUAUUCACAGACAGAUCUACCAGGGGCAGAAACGCCUAGUGACAGAGGAAAAGAAAAACGUAGUGCCCUUGAAGAACCUGAAAAACUUAAUCUCAAGACACGAGUUUCAGCCAUUCUCAAGAAGGCCAUUGCCAAGUCACCUACGUCUCCACCCGCCUCCCGAUUGCCCUCUGCCACUUAUGCCAACAUCCCAACCCAAAGGCUGCGUCCACCCCCACAACGACAAUCACCUGAGAAAAGUCUUUCCACUUCACCUUCCCCUGUGGCUUCUCAUUUAUCCCAGGGGUACCCCUAUGAUCUAUCAAGUCUUUCUGUUUCAGAAGUGGGAGAAUGCCUCAAAAAGCUUAACCUGGGAGAGCACGUCAAAGCUUUUGAAAAACAAACCGUUGAUGGGAGUCUUCUGAAGAAUCUAAGUGAACAAGAACUGAUAGACCUUGGAGUAACUAAAUUAUUUCAAAGGAAUAAACUUCUUCUUUUUAUACAGGGAUGGAGGCCUAAAAUGAAUUAACUACUAAUUGCUCCUCUUUUCACUGAGUAGCUCAAGCACAAAGCAGAAUGCAGCUUGUUAUUAAGAACCCUUGAAAUAUAUUCUAAGCGACAUUUGUUUAUCAUUGUACAAGAAAUACAGAUAUCUUAUUAGUUUCUAGUUUGUAGAAUCGCCGAGUAUUUCACAGGUUGUGCCGUAUUGUGACGAACCCAUAGAGUAUCGCGUCAACAUACAAACAAGGAGUAAAAAUACUCAGCGAUACUACUGGCCGAAACGCUUGAUAAGUUAUAGAUUACCCAAAUGCUAUAAUGUCUUCCAAUUUUUAGUCCUUUUAAAAUACGCAUGGAAGCGUAGCCAAUCUGUCAAACAGGUUUUUUUUUGCAGAAAACCAACUUUUCAAUCAACAGUACAAUAUCGUGAGGUAUUUGAACUCAAAUCGCUAGUUACUUCUGCUCUUCCAAAUGCAGUUGGUUAAUAUGAUAGGUUAUAAAUUGGUAUUCUCGCACUUAUCUUAAAAACUCGUAGCUUCUAAAGCCAGCAUGAGAUGUAAAUAUCUUUAUACUGAAGAGGAAUUAUUAGAGAACAUGGUGAAUAUAACACCAAAGAACUAUA
Molecule: messenger RNA, 2550 nt
Organism: Pocillopora damicornis (cauliflower coral)
Lineage: Eukaryota; Metazoa; Cnidaria; Anthozoa; Scleractinia; Pocilloporidae
Molecular function (GO): protein binding
Source: RefSeq, a predicted model, not a curated record